Molecule: messenger RNA, 16115 nt
Organism: Trematomus bernacchii (emerald rockcod)
Lineage: Eukaryota; Metazoa; Chordata; Actinopteri; Perciformes; Nototheniidae
Gene: chd6
Product: chromodomain helicase DNA binding protein 6
Molecular function (GO): ATP-dependent chromatin remodeler activity; ATP binding; protein binding
Source: RefSeq, a predicted model, not a curated record
CCUCCCUCCCCUGCCUGCUAAUUUUUUAUGCAUUUUUCUAAACUGUCAUGGCGAUUUUGUGUCCUUGGAAAUAAAAAGCGCCAGUGUUUUUUUCGGGCUAACAGGGGUGAUGUCUCGCCGGUGAGAGCGUCUGUCCGGUGUCCGGUGCAGAUGCAGUGAAGGGAUAGAAGAUGAAAAUACACAAGAAGGACAAGCAGCAGAUGUUAACUGGUGUCCUGAAGCACACUCCACCUCCGGCCUCCGCUGCAGCCUGCUCCUCCGCCUCAGACCAAAAGAGUAACGCACAAAACACAGUUCCCACAAUCCCACGGGGCCACCUGGUUGUGGGCCCCAAAGACCAGCUCCGCCUCCUCACCCCCGUGGGCAGCACGGCGACGUCCAAUCACUGCGCGGUGGCCGGGGCCCAUGCCGCCAAACACUCGGGAGGGGCCUCGCGACCCCCUUCAUCCCUGAGCGAGGAGGACGAUGGAGGGGUGGAGGAGGCAGUGGUGAGAAAGAAACGAAAGAAAAAGGACAAGAGAGAACGUGAGAAGAGAAGAAGGGGAAGCGGAGGAAAGGGAAAGCACCAAACCAAGAAACGGAGGGAGGAGAGGUUGACCACGGUGGUCACUCUGAGGGAAGAGCAAGGAGCCCAAGGAAGGAAGGAGAGAAAGGAGCGAAGGACCAAGGGGAAGGAGGGGAGGACGGAGCUGAGCUGUGCGGGGGGGAGGACCACGGUGGUCCCAGUGCCUGUACCUGUUAAGGUGCCCGGCAAGAGAGGGAGGAAACCCAAGGUCAAAAUCAUACCUCCUGUACCACCAAGUCAAGCACCUCCUCCUACACCAGCUGUCCACAUCAAGGGGCAGGUCCACCAUGACAAGAACCACAGACAGGCCAACAGCAAGACCCCCGUCCCCUCAGCGCCAAAACAGAGGGGCCGCAAACCCAGAGAUCCAGGCGCAGCGCCGGUGGAGAAGAAGAAGAAGGGCAAGAGGAGAAACCAGGAGCAGGCUGCCAGGGAGGGGGCGGAGAGUGACGACACUACCUCAACGCCAGCCCCCAACCUGGGUGGAGAGGAGAGCCAAGAACCCCUGGAUCACACGAAGCGGCGUUCUGGACGUCAGGUGAAGAGGAGGAAGUAUAACGAGGACCUGGACUUCAAGGUGGUGGACGAUGAUGGAGAGACUAUCGCAGUUCUUGGAGCCGGUCGCAUCUCAGCGCUCAACGCCACGGCGCUGGCAUGGCAGGCGGAGGAACCACCUGAGGACGAGGCCAACAUCAUUGAGAAAAUUCUGUCUGUCAAAUCAGUGAAGAAAGAGACUUCAUCAUCAGAGGACCAAGUGGAGGAGACAGAGGAGUUUUAUGUCAAGUACAGAAAUUUUUCUUAUAUGCACUGCAAGUGGGCCACUCUGGAGGAGCUGGAGAAAGAUCCCAGAAUCCACCAGAAGAUUAAACGCUUCAGGACCAAACAGGCUCAGACGAAACAUCUGUUCACAGAGUCCGAUGAGGACUUAUUUAACCCGGACUACGUGGAGGUGGACAGAGUGCUGGAGGUGGCUGUUACUACAGACACUGAGACUGGAGAGGAGGUGACCCACUACCUGGUGAAGUGGUGCGGCCUCUCGUACGAGGAGGCCACCUGGGAGCUGCAGGAGGACCUGGACCCCGAGAAGAUCAAGGAGUUCGAGAGGAUCCAGAAACUACCGCCUGACCUCAGAUACAUGGAGCGUCCUCUUCCAGAGAAGUGGCAGAAGUUGGAUAACUCCAGAGCUUACCGGAAUAUAAACCAGCUCCGAGAAUACCAGUUAGAGGGAAUGAACUGGUUACUGUUCAACUGGUACAACAGGAAAAACUGCAUCCUGGCAGAUGAGAUGGGUUUGGGAAAGACCAUCCAGUCCAUCACCUUCCUGUUUGAGAUCUUCAGCAUGGGGAUCCGCGGCCCCUUUCUCAUCAUCGCCCCCCUGUCCACCAUCACCAACUGGGAGCGGGAGUUCCGUCAGUGGACCAACAUGAAUGUCAUCGUGUACCACGGAUCUCAGAUCAGCCGGCAGAUGAUCCAUCAGUACGAGAUGUUCUACAGAGACAAACAGGGUAACACCAUCCCAGGCAUCCUGAAGUUCCACGGCGUGAUCACCACCUUCGAGAUGAUCAUGGCCGACUGUCCGGACCUGAAGAAGCUGCACUGGCGCUGCGUGGUGAUCGACGAGGCCCACCGGCUGAAGAACAGGAACUGCAAGCUGCUGGAGGGACUCAAGCUCAUGAACCUGGAACAAAAGGUUCUGCUGACAGGAACCCCUCUGCAGAACUCGGUGGAGGAGCUGUUCAGUUUGUUGAAUUUCCUGGAGCCACUGCAGUUUCCCUCAGAAAGCACCUUCAUGGAAGAGUUCGGAAACCUCAAAACAGACGAGCAGGUGAAAAAGCUGCAGGCCAUUUUGAAGCCCAUGAUGUUGAGGAGACUGAAGGACGAUGUGGAGAAGAACCUGGCGCCUAAAGAAGAGACCAUCAUAGAGGUGGAGCUGACCAACAUUCAGAAGAAAUAUUACCGCGCCAUCUUGGAGAAGAACUUUUCCUUCCUGUCCAAAGGAGCAAACCAGCACAACAUGCCCAACCUCAUUAACACCAUGAUGGAGCUCCGCAAGUGCUGCAACCACCCCUACCUUAUCACAGGAGCGGAGGAGAAGAUUCUAGAUGGCUUCAGGAGGUACCACAGCCCUGACGCGCUGGACUUCCAGCUGCAGGCCAUGAUCCAGGCGGCCGGGAAGCUGGUGCUGAUCGACAAGCUGCUGCCCAAACUGCUGGCCGGGGGACACAAGGUGCUCGUCUUCUCCCAGAUGGUGCGCUGCCUGGACAUCAUGGAGGACUACCUCAUACAGAGACGCUACACGUACGAGCGCAUCGACGGGCGCGUGCGAGGGAACCUUCGGCAGGCGGCCAUCGACAGGUUCUGCAAGCCGGACUCGGACCGCUUCGUGUUCCUGCUGUGCACCAGAGCGGGGGGGCUGGGGAUCAACCUCACCGCUGCUGACACCUGCAUCAUCUUCGACUCUGACUGGAACCCCCAGAACGACCUGCAGGCUCAGGCACGCUGCCACCGGAUUGGCCAGAGCAAAGCGGUGAAAGUUUACCGACUGAUCACCAGGAACUCGUACGAGAGGGAGAUGUUCGACAAGGCCAGUCUGAAGCUGGGCCUGGACAAAGCCGUGCUGCAGGACAUCAACCGCAAGGGCAGCGUCAACGGGGUGCAGCAGCUUUCAAAGCUGGAAGUUGAAGAUUUGUUAAAAAAAGGAGCAUACGGAGCGCUGAUGGACGACGAAGACGAGGGCUCCAAGUUCUGCGAGGAAGACAUCGAUCAGAUUCUUCAGAGGCGAACUCAGACCAUCACCAUCGAGACUGAAGGGAAAGGGUCCACCUUCGCUAAGGCCAGCUUCGUCUCCUCUGGUAACAGAACGGACAUCUCUCUGGACGACCCCAACUUCUGGCAGAAAUGGGCCAAGAUCGCUGAGGUGGAGAUGGACUCCAAAUCCGAGAAGGAGUCCUUGGUGAUCGACACCCCCCGGGUGAGGAAGCAGACCCGUCACUACAACUCCUUCGAGGAUGACGAGCUGAUGGAGUUCUCGGAGCUGGACAGCGACUCGGAGGAGCGUCCGUGUCGGACUCGUCGUCUCGGAGAGCGCGCCCGCCGCUACCUCCGGGCGGAGUGCUUCAGGGUGGAGAAGAACCUGCUGAUCUUCGGAUGGGGACGAUGGAAGGACAUUCUUAACCACGGCCGCUUUAAAUGGCAUCUGGCAGAGGGAGACAUGGAGGUGAUCUGCAGGGCUCUGCUGGUGUACUGCCUGAGACACUACAAAGGUGACGACAAGAUCAAGAGCUUCAUCUGGGACUUGAUCACCCCCACCAAGGAGGGCCAGGACGAGGCGCUGCUCAAUCACUCCGGUUUAUCGGCUCCAGUUCCUCGGGGGCGGAAGGGGAAGAAGCUGAAGAUCCCGCUGAGCGUCCCUGAGCUGAAGAACGCUGACUGGCUGGUGCACUGCAACCCUGAGGUGGUGCUGCAGGACGAGAGCUACAAGAAGCACCUGAAACAGCACUGCAACAAGGUGCUACUGAGGGUGCGGAUGUUGUACUACCUGAAGGUGGAGGUGUUGGGUGAAGCUGCCAAUCAAGCUCUAGAGGGGAUACCUGCCAGUAAACUGGAGGUGUCACUCCCUGACAUCGACUACAUAGAGAUUCCAGCCUUGUGGUGGGAUACAGACGCCGACAAGUCUCUGCUCAUUGGAGUCCACAAACACGGCUACGAGCGGUACAAUGCCAUGCGUGCUGACCCUGACCUGUGUUUCCUGGAGAGGGUGGGGAUGCCCGACGUCACGGCGCUGUCUGCUGAACAGGGAGGGGGGGAGGGGCCCGCCGACAUGGCUGACAGCGUGUGCAAAGCAGAGGAGGUGAAAGACGAGGCGGAGAGCAAAGCUGAUGGAGAGGACAGAGACGAGAGCAGCAAGGGAGAGGAGACGUGCUCCAGCACCGACACCUCAGACAAGCCUGACAGCACCGGGCCAGACUCCCACAUGUCAGGUGACUUAUGCGCCCACGAUGCUACACUGGUUACCACGACGACGACGACGACAGCCGGGACAGGGACGGGGGUGGCGUCCCUCCACGUGGUCCAGGCGCGGCCCCUGUGGCCCCCCGGCCCCUCGCUGACGGCCCGCCUGCGCCGCCUCAUCACGGCCUUCCAGCGCUUCACGCUGCGCCGCGAGCCAAUGCUCCGGCACGAGUUCAUGCUACACGACGGCCUCGUUGGCAUGGCGAUGGGAGUCGGCGGUGCUCACGGUCACCACGCCGGGGGCCCGCUGGCGUGGCAGCUGGGGGAGGAGCUGAGGCGCUGCUCCGUGGUCGCCACGGAACCGGACCCCCUGUUCCUGGAGUGGCAGAGAAGGUGGACUCGUCGGGAACAGGCAGAUUUUUACCGCACGGUGUCCUCCUUCGGGGUGGUGUACGACCCGGAGAGGAAGUCCUUCGACUGGUCCCAGUUCAGAGCGCUGGCCCGGCUGGAGAGGAAGACGGACGAGAGUCUGGAGAGAUACUUCAACUCCUUCGUCAACAUGUGCAGGGCGGCCUGCAAGCUGCCUGCCAGGAAGGAAGAAGGUCUGGUGGACCCGGCGGUGCUGGUGGAACCUCUGACGGAGGAGCGAGCGGCGCGGACCCUGUACCGCAUCGAGCUGCUGCGCAAGAUCAGAGAGCAGGUUCUCCGUCACCCGCUGCUCUCCGCCCGCCUCCAGCUGUGCCGCCCCUCCCUCUACCUCCCGGUGUGGUGGGAGUCGGGCAAACAUGACCGCGACCUCCUGAUCGGGGCGGCGCGCCACGGCCUGAGCCGCACCGACUUCUACAUCCUGAACGACCCCCAGCUGAGCUUCCUGGAGGCCCACAGGAACUACGUCAGGGGCCACCCCUCCCACCUCCACCCUCAGAGCCACCACUACCCUCACCAUCCCGGCAUGGUGACACACCCGGGCAUCUCCUCUUCCUCCACCUCGUCUCACCCGCAGCUGCCUCAUCCUCACUGCUGCCUGUAUGACUCCCCUCAGCCCCCCGAGUACCCCCACCAGUCCUCUCACCACCACCACCAUCAUCACCACCACCAUCACCCUGUACCUCCUUCUCCUUCGUCUUCCUCUCACCUCCACCCUCUACCGUUGGAUGCCCACAACUCCUCCUCACCUAGUCUGGGAAUAGUUCCUGGAUCUCGGGGGGACUUCCUGGACUGUCCUCCCCUGGAUGAGACUCUGGAGCUGGGCUCUCUGCAGCAUGAGGCCGACGCUCUGCACGGAGGGAAGGCCUCCAAAGACGCCCUCAACGGAUUCCCAUUCAACUCCGCAGCUGGAGGGCAGAGCAUGCUCAACUCGUACGGGGUCGGGGGGGCAGACCUGGACUCCAAACUGAGGAGCGACGUGCUCGUGGGGGAGCAGGGGUCCUCGGAGGAGACGGGGCUGAUGGCUCCAUCCGUGGAGCUCGAUCAGUUACAGGCUCCCUGGGAUGGUACAGACCACUCCAGUCCCGCUCACCACAUGUUCAACGAGUCCGAUCCCAUCCUGGGUCCCUCCACUCUGGAGCCCGGCUUCCUGGAGGAAGAGGACGAGGAGGCUCAGGGGGGAGACAGAGGAGGGGAGGAAGGGGGGACUCUGGAGGAAUGUCUGGGCCUCCCACCCUCAUCCUCUCCCUCCCACCCCUCUGCAGGAGACUCUGUGGAGCCGCUGUCCUCCAGUUACAUGCUCUUCAAGGACAUUGGUGUGAGCGAGGAACCCAGCGCAGAUCAGACCGAUCUGUCAGCGAGUCCCCCCCCUCCUUACGUCCCGCCUCCUCCCCUCUCUCUGUCUGACAUCACUGCUCCUCAUGAUAGGCUGGGACACUCUGAUGUCACUGCGAGCCUGACCAAUCCUGUGGAUGAGGAGGCAGGAGAACAGGAAGCGGGCGCCGGGUUCGAGUUUGACGACAAGGAAGAAGAAGAAGAAGAAGUGGAAGACUUGUCGGGGGUGCAGAACUUGGGGAAGCAAGGAGAUCAGAGCCUGGGAAGAGAGGAGUGUGAUCCAGAGCAAGAUGCAGACCAAAGUUUGGGAGGCUCGAAUUCGCCCAUGGAUGUAGCACAAAUGGACGGAAUAGGGCCGGACCCUAUCCUUGGGGAACAAGAUGAACAAAACCCUCAUGAGAAUCAUAAAGAGGGGUUACCACCUUAUCUGGGGAAGCUGGAAGAGCAGGGUAGCCUGGCGUGUCCCGAGUCGAUUGAAGAGCCCGGAGAGGAAGUGGACGGGUUCAUUUUGUACCAGGCGGUCGAGGAAGAGACCAUGGAGAACUCUCUGGACACUGACACCUUGAUGGGGAGCGCUACUGGAGAGGAGGAGGGUCCGGUGGAGUGCACCAACCUGGCGGAUCAGGUGGAUGAGAUCUCUGAAGGGCAUCACGUUUCUCUUAUGGACGAAACACCAAUGAAAGACGUCAAACCCAACAAGAUGGUGCUGCAGAGCAUUUACUCUGAAUACGCACCACCUUCCUGCCCUGAUGCUUCUGUCUCGACUCCUAAUGGAGCAUUAAAGCCCAAUGACACCAGUACAAAAAGUUCUGGAGUAAAAACUGCAGAGUCCAUGGAUCAGGAAGACUACAGAGUUGAACAUCUGAACUUGCCAGAUGGCGGCAGAAACAAGAAUAGAGUCCUGACGUUUUCCCUUGAUCAGGACAGCAAAGUCAAUCUUCUGGAGCAGAAUGAAAUGGCUCUACCUUCAAACAGCAUUGAAACAAAGCCAUCUGAUCUGAAGUUCUCCCUUCUACCAGACAGAGGUGCUGAGAAGAAACCACAGCCACAAGAGCUGCCGGUUAAGUUAGAGGAAACAAAGACAGAAGCUUUGGACGUUUACCCCGACAGCUCUGAGCUCAAACACGGAAGAUUCCUUCCCUACCGUGUAAAGUCAGAGAACUCGGUGACCAAAGCUGAGCAGUUAGACUAUCCGGUCAAACCAGAAACUCCGGAGACCAAACCUGAAGAUCUCAGCCUAUCAAUGAAGACCGUAGACCGGAAACCAGAAGUUCUCCAGUUUGCAGCGUACUCUGAAAUCAAACCUGAAGCCAAACCAAUGGCUUAUUGUUUUGCCACUUAUCCAGAUGGAGUUAAGACUGAGACGGAGCCGGAGGACUUGAGUACGACAGCCUUUGUGGACAGGUCCGCUAUCAAGCCUGAAGCCAAGUCAGAAGGUCUGGAGUUCACUAACUACCCAGACAGCUCGGAGAUUAAACCAGAGGCGAAGCCGGAGGACCUGGCCUUCUCAUCUUUACCAGAGAUAAAAGCUGAGACCAAGCAGGAGCUGCUGGAGGCAGACAGCACCGUCCUCACCCCCAAGCUGGAGCAGGGGGAAGGGCUGGGGGACGCCCCGGAGAGUCUGGGGGGGAGAGGCCCAGUGAAGGAGGAGAGGCCGAGUACACCAGUGCCCCUGGUGGAGGGCUAUGGAGGCAGCCCCAGGUUUGCGGCUCCUAUUUCUGUGUGUGAGAUUCCCGACAGCCUCCACGACAGCCGGGAGCCGACCAUCGCUCAGCUGCUGCAGGAGAAAGCUCUCUACUCGUUCUCUGAGUGGCCCAAGGACCGGGUGAUCAUCAACCGCCUGGACAGCAUCUGCCACGCCAUCCUGAAGGGGAAGUGGCCUUCGUCCAUUGAGCAGUACGACUCCCCCGGCUCCAUGGUGGCCAACUCCUGCCUGGCCACCAGCAUCGCCCAGCACCACCAGCGAGCCAGCUUCCUCACCGCCUCCAGCUCUGUCCCCAGCCAGGCCAGGGGUCAGCAGACCAGCGCCGGGCUGGGCUUCUCCCUCCCUCCCCCCCUCACAAGGCUGCCUAAGUACAUGUCGCGGGGCGGCGCAUGCGGGCGCGGAGCUUGGCGCCUCACCUCCUUGCCUCUCUUACAGGAGAGGCUGGUGGCUCCUCCCUACCUCCCCGAGCUCAAACGAGCGGGGGGGCGGAGGUCCUUCGACUAUGAAGCCGCUGCUGCUGCAGCCAAGGUAUUAGGCGGGAAAUCGGCACCGUCAUGCCACACUGCCACCACCACGAGUUCCAGUGGUGCCUCUGCGAUGGUGGCUCCGCCCUCUCAUCGCACGGGGGCCAUGUUGAUUAACGGCUGGCAGGAAACAGCCAUAGAUCUCACCAAGUCCUCCGGAGAAAUAAGCACCACCAGUGGCAUGGGGUCAGGAGGAGCUGUGGGACUCAGCGGUCACAAGCUGCCCCCUCCACCCCCCAUCACAGCGCCGCUCUCGGGCCCCGUGGGGAUCGACAUGGCCGGGAUCCUGCAGGCGGGGCUCAUCCACCCUGUUACGGGGCAGAUAGUUAACGGGAGCCUGAGGGGAGAUGACUCCCUGAGGAGGAGGAGAGGCAGGAGGAGAAACGUUGAAGCUCUGUACUCUGAGUUCACCAAGAGCAGAGGACUGCACCUCGCCGACACUCAGCUGCAGGGCCGGGUGGAUGUGAUCAGCCACUCCUCCGUCUCCUCCUCCACCUCCUCGCCGUCCCCUUCUCCUUCUGACCGACCCGCCGGCCCUCCAACACCGUCCUCCUCUUCUACGCCCACCCCCACGCAGACCCCCCCUCAGCCGGAGAUCGUGGCCAUCGACAGAGAGGCGGCCAGCAAAGGUCUGAUGGAGUGGCUGAGGCAGAACCCGGGCUACAGCAUGGACCUGCCCGCCUUCUCUCACUCUGGAGCAGGGCUGUUACACAGCUUUGUGGAGCGUCCCAAGCAGAGGAGGCAUCGCUGUAAAGACCCCACCAAGCUGGACAUCAACUCUCUGACGGGGGAGGAGAGGGUCCCUGUGGUGCACCGAGGCACCGGACGCAGGCUGGGUGGUGCUAUGGCUCCGGCCAUAAAGGAGCUGUCCAGGUGGCUGGAUGCCAACUCAGAGUACUAUGUAGCUCCAGACUGGGCUGACGUGGUCAAACACUCUGGUUUCCUCCCUGAGGGUCAGUUCUCCCGGAUCCUGACAGAGCCAGUCAACAGAGACUUGGGCUCUCGGCGCCGAGGGCGACGGCCUCGCAGCGAGAUGCCCAAACCCCUCCUCUCCGUCUCUGACUCCGCCUCCUCUGCUCUCGGUCCCCCUCUCUACAUGAAUGGAGGGUUGAUUGGCAGCAUGGACUCCAUGGUGGCCAUGCAGAACCUCCGGGGGGGGAUCUCAGGGAUCCCCAUCUCGGGCAUCAUGGCGGCUGGAUACCCUCACGGCUUCUCUGCAGCGGUGCAGGCUGGGGGGGGCCGGGGGGUCGGCGAAGACGCCAAGAACGGGUUGAGUAUGUUACCCAUGAUGCUCCACGGCAUCCCGCACCCCCAUGGGGCUGGGAUCCCUCAACACGCCUUGUUCAGUGUCGGCGCGAUGAUGGCGCACACCCCUCACCCCAGCUCCUCCUCUUCCUCCUCGCUGUCUGCCGCAAAGGUCACCACGACAACCGCACCGUCUACAUCGGAGGCGACCAGCCCCUCAUCGACCACGCCCGCCGACAGAGAAGCAGCGGCCCCCCCCGGCUCAGGGGGAGAGAAGGAGAGGAGCCAGGAGGAGAGAGGAGCAGCCAACAAGAGAGCAGGGGUGGGGGAGGCGGCGGCCAUCAUCACUUCCACCAGCAGGGCCCACAUCGGAGCUGCCCACCUGGGGGGGGGCAGCCAUCUCACCUUCAACCCCUUCCUGAUCCCCGGCAUGUCCCACGGCCUGCUGUACCCGCACAUGUUCCUCCCCCAUGGGGGCAUCAUGGCGCUGCCCGCCAUGCCCCCCGGAGCGGGGGACGGCUCCCCCGGCAGCCCCAAGAGGAGGAGGAAGAGGGGGAGGGAGGAGGGGGAGAGGGAGGAGGAGAGGGAGAAGGCAGCGAAGGUAGAGGAGACAGAAAGUACAGUUAAGGCUAACGUCUCCUCCCCCCCAGCCUCCUCCUCUUCUCCAUCCGUCCCCUCUAGCUCGGAUCCAGACCCCACUGAACAGCCCCAGGAACCGGACUCCCAUAACCCCCCCGAGGGAGCUGCAGCAGAGGGGAAGGAGGAGAGAUCGGAGGACACAGCAGGAGAGGCGGCGGAGGAGGAGCAGCGGGACCCUGAGGAGCAGAGACAGGGGGAGGAGGCGUAGAGGGGGAGAAACUGUCUCCUCCAUGCCCAGCGACUGAGCAACAGUGUAAAGUUUGUGCCGUGUCUGUCAGUCAAUGUCCAUGUAAAGACUUUUAUUAUGAUGAUGACUAAUGAUGAUGAUUAUAUCCAACUUGGUUAUGUUUAUAUACCAAGACCCCACCCACCCUCUCCACUCCCUCCUUGUAUACAAAAAAGAACUGUGUAAGAAACCUCUGUGUAUUCUUCCCCUUCAUUCUGCAUCGAGACUCGUCAGGACAUUUCUCAACACACACCCCCACACACACUGCAGGCAAGAUGUGGUAACCAAGGAGCAGCUUUGGCAGUAAUGAUCCGGUUAUAAGCAGAAGGUGGUGUGACGCAGAGUUUAGUUUGGUGUGUUUGCGCGGAGGUGGCUCUGUAAAGUGUAAGAAUUUCUCACCACAGUUUGGGAAUUCAGAGAAGCACUUGUGUAUCUUUUUGUUUAAGGUCCAAACCUGAGCCUGUCUUGUUAUUUUCACUUCUGCCACAGUCCACUAAAUACAUUUUGGGGGAUUAUAUCUGUGCAAUGUUCAAAGAUUAACCUGGAAGUGUGUCUUUGUGACACUGAAGAGUCUCAACCAGCAUUCCCAGACACAUGUGACACUAAAACACCUUUUCUUUUUCAAUACUAAAGGAAAACUCUGAUAAACCCCUUUAUGCAAGAACUAAUCUACCUAAAAAACAAAGUGUGGCCCAAAACCUUUUCAGAGUGUAGCCCUUUUGAAUAUUUUCAAUUAUCGCGAUGUGACCCAAAGAACAAAAUGACAUUUGGGAAAGCUGCCUAAUUAUAAAAAAAACCAUUUGUUUCUGUUCUCAAAUUUAGCUAAUUGUGACUGUAAUAUUGUCAAAAAAGUCACAAAACAAGUGAGUUUAAUAUUACCCAGGCAUGGAUGUUGUAUCUUUGUGUAAGAUAGCAUUAUCAGCCAACCCCCCCUUCCCAUUUUAAAUACUGUCAGUCAUAUUUCUUUUUUUGCUAUUAUCAAUGCUAUGGCGUUGCUGCUACAACUUCUUUUGAAAAAGGAGUUCAGAGAGAGUUCAAUGUUCUUUACUCUUCACACUAAUGUAAUAAUCCAGAUUCCUAGAAGUGCAACAGAUAUUCAUAACAAGAACUCCAACUUCUGCUUUUAUUGAUAAAAGCAGAGAACAAUCAUGAGAUUAUUCCUUUUUUUAGAUCAUUUUAUUAUCUUAAUUCUCAGACACAAGGUCACUUUGAGAGAACUGCCCAUCAAGUGUGCAGGAACAUGAAAUAAAUGUCAAAGUGAAGAGCGCAGUCUGGCCACUAGGGGGCGUUAGGAGGUAGAUUUUAUUCUAAACUGCAAAUGAUUAAGACAUUUCUUUUUGUAAGCCCUGAGGCUGCUAACAGUAUAUAUAGUCCCACAUGGAGUGAAUCCAAAUCAUUGACAGUGUGCUCAUCAGGAAUAGUGUAAAGAUGACCUGUAGCAACUCACCGCCUGCAUGGCCAAACUGUCCUCGGUUUACUUCUUAAUUCUGUGAUCAGAAACAUCUUAUCUGUCGACCAUCUGAGCAUCGAAAGAGAAUAUCCAGUUUUACAGAUAAAACAGGAAGAGGAGGGAUACAAGUGGUGUGAAUCGCCCUGGUUGAGUGCCUCUUCGUCUCGGAUUCGUUUUAAUAGCAGUUCAUCGUAAGAGUUUCUGAAUAUGUAAAUCUCUCGCUGUAUAUUGCAGGAUUUUCUUUUCUUUCUUUAAGUGCACCAUUUAUUUUUUCACCUUUGGUUUUGUUCCUCCAUUGGGAAAAAGAAUACUUGACAGAUGCAAGUGGGAGUUUUGCAUUGAGGUUAGUCCUAGUGUUUUGGGGUAUCAAACAGACUGUACUGUACAUUACAUAGAUGCAAGUCACUUGUUUUAUUCAGUCUUUUCAGAACAGGGUCUGCAUUUUGGGGGUUAUAUGUCAAAUAUUUCCGUUUUAUGAUGUUGGACUUCACUUUGUUUUGUUUUCAUACAUGAAAACAUUAUUUUUGCACAAUGUCUUUACGUGAAUGUUAACCUGUACUGUCUUGUAUUUCUUUUACGUGUGUGAGAGUGUGUGUGAGAGAGUGUGAGUCUGUGUGCAUGCAUGCGCACACCUGUCGUCGUGUUUCUACUUACAGGUCACAUUUGUUGUCGAAAAAAAAAACAUAGUUGUUGCCUUGUCACAUGUUUGUGGCUACAUAUAAUUUAUUAUAUUUUUCUUUUUGCUUCGCCAAACUUUCACCAAAUAUGACAUUCUUUUUUCUCUUAGUUUCAUUAUGUAUUAUUCAAAGUAAAAUGCCUUAUUUAGCUAGUAUUUUUUGUAUUGAUGUUCCGUUACAUCUCCAUAUAGGGACAUGUUAUUGUGUUGUCUUCAGUUAGUCCUUCGCUUGUAUGCGUACACGGCCUUUGGUGUUGUGCAUUAUCUUCAAAAUCCAACAGUAAUGCGAUGCUACCACUGUCCAAAUCACUACGUUAAUUCCCAAAAAUCAAUCAGUCCUCCCUCAAAGCACAAAUGGAGAGUUAACUAAAUGUGUCUGUUUUCUUAGCAGUGCCUCUAAAAUUACUCUAAAUAGUUUCUCUUUUUGUGGUCUACACUUCAUCAUCCUCGGGAAAAUGAGAACUCUUUCUUGGAUUUCAUUUGCAGAUGAUACCAUGCUGUUCGUUAAAGGGGAAUUGUGGAAUGUGAAAACAUUUAUUCAUAAGAUAAUCAUGGUGCUUAAAAAACCGCACCGCACUAACACUAGGCUAUGCUAUCAGGGAUGCUAUUGAUGUGCGUCAAGGAAUUGUGGGAGGCCAUUAUCUCCUUUUCUUUUGUAAAGUACGGUCCGAAGCCCGUUACCUCAAAAUGUAGAUAAAAGAGUGGUGCAGUAAUGAGUCCUUAAAACCCGGAAAAGACUUAAAAGUGUGAUUUUGUGAACGUGAUUGUGGUAAGAUGCUUGAAAUAGGGUCUGUGGUUAACACAAGCUAAGGAGAUUUUCACGUUUUGUUCAACAACAUAAAAUACGUCAGUAAACACUCCACUCCUGAAUGUCCCAAGCUUCUAUGUGUCAUUAGAAUGGCGGUUGCUAACAAGACACUAAAUAAACGACAAAACGUCAUCACACCGAAGAUUAGCCGCCUUUAGCUUAGCAGUGGUGAUGUACAGACCUUGGUGUAGUUCGGUUAUCGUCUUACGUUAGCUUUUUAUUUCUGCAGAUUUCAUUUACGCUUCAAAAAACACAAAUUGGUGUUGAUCUGUGGAAAUAAUCCUGUUGAAAAAAACGGCUUCAAUAUAAUAAACGUGCGUUGGCAAGAAAGCUCUUUUUGCAAAUGGAAAAAUCCCAUUUUGUAGAGGGAGCCCUAUUGGGAUGCUAACUUCCGCGUCAACGUACAAAAAUCCAUCAUCACCGCACCACUCUAUUCUACCAGCUAUAACUAUGGCUGCUACUUACUGUACUGUAGAUUGUUCCGGAUCAUUUCAAACAGUAAUCUAAUACAAGAAGACUUUUUGAGCGCAACCUGUGACAUUGUUCUCUUGAAAUUUCAAAAACUGUACAGAGUUAGUUCUCCCCCUCUGGUGAACAAUAUUAUUACCAGUUGAUUGGUAACAACAACAUUCUGUAAUUUCCCUUUAACGAAGGCUAUUUAAUCCCAUAGCGUUCUCUCACUGCACGAGGCCUUCUGUUUGGUAUCCAGCAUGUCUAGGAUGGUAUUGCACACACAGUACAUAUCCAGUUUUUGAUUGUUCUGUGUUUGUCCAGAUUCCUGGGGAAAAAGCAUCAGAAGAGGAAACAAUUUGUUACUUACGACACCUAAAGUAUCUUAACUUUAAAAGCCGCAGCCCAUGUAUGCACAUCAUUUCCUUUUACUGGCAUGUCCUCGUGUGAAAACUUGAAGCAAAGGUAUGUGACAGCAGGUGGAGGUCGAUGGAUGGCUCUGUAUUGUCUGUUCAUGUCACACCAUGCCUUCUUUAACAGUGUUCUGUCUUUUCAUUGAAAUCCUUUUACUCCUUCAGAACCUCAAAAUGUUUUUUAUCUCUUAUCAUGAAUAAUGUAUUUAUUGUAUAGUUACUGUCUUUACAUUGUUGUCUCAUGACUGAAUAAUGGCUGGUUUUGUUUCUCUUGAACGUCCCCUUUAAAAAAAACUUUUGGUUCACAUGGAAAAUUCCUCUGCUUUGCUUUGUAGCCCUGGCCACCUGCUUUUAAAUGCAAUGACUCCGUAAAAAUACCUAAUAUCAAAAUGGCGGAACUAAGCUAAAUAAUAAUCCGUUGGUCCAAAAUUAUAAAAUGACCACGUGACUGCAUUUCAAGAACAAAUGACUGAACCAUCAGCUUCAGAAACUGCAUACCUGAACAAGAAAGCAAGCUUAGAUAAAUUCCUUUUUAUUUACGCUGUAUUGAAAAAAAAAAAAAAAAAUGGAUUGUUAAUCAUGUAGUUUUAGUUUCAGAGUCGUCAAUUCGGUAAAACAUAUUUACAACAUCCAUACAAACGAAAUGAGAGGGCAGAUGCUGGGUUGCGUGGCCUGAUGUGUUUCAUUUCCUUUUCAUUAGAUCUAAAAAAUGUGUCCUUUAAAAAUGAUGAUCCUGGGGAAAUAUUUGAUGACCAUGUCGUCUUUGGCUGUUGCUCAACUGGGACCCAAACAUUCAUUUGCAAGUGACAUGAUCAUGAAAAGAAAGAAAUGUGAAUGUAGCCAGGUCAUGUGGGGGGGGGAAUCCAAACACACUCCAUAAAGCUCCAAUUCUGUUCAUUAUUAAGCAGCAACAAAAAAAAACCGUCCUUUAUGUUCUGUCUUAUUCAUUACAGGCUGGUUUCACAGAUACUAAACAACUUUCUUAAAAGCAGAAGUGAAGACAUCAUAACAGUCACAGCUUCUGGAUUUAUCCCACUCAUGUUGUAGUUUUAGACUACCCUAAACUGUAAAUCCCUCUAAAGAAAUCUUCUGUUUCUUCAAAAUAAAAGCGUGACAAAGGGGCUGCCCGAAUAAAUGAAUAGGUUCAUAAAAAUGAAAUAAAAUCAAACCACUAUGACUUUUUUUUUGCAUCCAUAAAUUGUUCUUGAGUUAGAUUUUAGGACAGAUUAUUUUUCUGAGGCAUGCUCAAAAGAAACAAACACUUAAAAAACAGAUCUUUGUGAAAGAAAGCCAGAAGUAUAAAUAUUUGCAGGUUCAGACAGUUGAUCAGAAAGGCAAAUGAAUGAGAACUUCACUCCACCUCCCAACUCAUGUCUGUGAAGCCACCCAGCUCAAUAUAACAAAUAAAGGACGAGUUCAAAAGCGUGACUGUUCACCACUCCUGUACUCACGUUAUGGAACCGAGUGCAAUGCAAUCCACACGGAUGUUGUUCUUAAAACGGAAGAAAAGACAAAUACUGGCUGCUCCUGGAGUCAGGCCGUUACUCAGUAAGUUGUACGGUGGGGUUUUUAUCUAGUUUCUUUCUUUUCUUUUCUUAUUUGUAACUAUAGCUCUCUGUAUUCCCAUGUGGACCAAUCUCAUGAGUCAAAACAUGGUAAUUGUGAUCUUUUAUCGUGCAAUAAAAGAUGACUUUCAACUUUC